AUGGUGAGUUUAAAUACACUAUGGCAACCCUGCGUUGGAUUUGUUCCUGAUGAAGAUUCACAUGCCUUUGCAUUUGUGAACCCAGAUGAGGUGUUGCACACUGCACAUCUAAUCCCUGCAUUCAUUCAUGGCUAUAUCAUGGACCUCCUGCCAUGUUCAGCCAUGUGA
Molecule: messenger RNA, 168 nt
Organism: Laetiporus sulphureus 93-53
Lineage: Eukaryota; Fungi; Basidiomycota; Agaricomycetes; Polyporales; Laetiporaceae
Exons: 1
Coding region: 1-168 (55 amino acids)
Source: RefSeq, a predicted model, not a curated record